AUGGAGAUGGAGUCCGCGGGGACGGAGAUCAGCUUCACGUUCCCCGGUUCUGGAUCUGGUGCAUCCAAUGGAUGUAGCGGCCCGGCAGUCUCACCAGAUUCGCCGCGGUUUGCAAGGCAUCCUCGAUCCCUGGGUGCAGUUCGUGAGGUCGCCGAAGAUGAUCCCAGCGGCCGAUUCCCAGAUUUAUUAGAUAUAGUUGAAGUUGUUCUGCGCCCAGAUGUCAGCGAUUCAGAAGAGAAUAAGCCCAGCAGGGCGGAGAAUGUGUAUGUAGCCCUGGACGACAAGGUUGGAUGGGUUAGCAGGAAACGGCAGGAUGUCAUGCCAGACGAAAGACCAACAAGUGCAGACAGGGUCACCGCGCUGGAAAAAGCUCUAACCGGGUUUGCAGAUAGGGAUUCAGAUUCUGUUGUGACUCCGUCCGUUGGGCUAUCAUUUGACUCGAUAAAUGAGGCAUAUGAAUUCUACAACCUGUAUUCUUGGGAGUGUGGAUUUGGUGUUCGCUAUGCAAAGAGCAUGACGAAUGUAAAAGGGACAAAAUGCAUGCAGGAGUUCGUCUGCUGCUGCUCGGGCAAACCAAAAGAAGCAAAUUCGAAGUCUACAUGGUGUCAAUGCCAAGCCAUGAUAAGGCUUCUCCAAACGGACGACGAAGGCUGGUACAUCAACGAAUUCAGAGUUGAGAAUGAGCCGUUCACCAAGAGAUGUUUAAGGACUCUGUGUGGGAAGCUUAGCAGGGAGCAAGCUGAUGACGAUGUGCGAAAGACAAUGGCUAUUUUUUCCGAAAUGAAAGCACAAGACAGCGAGUUCACAUACAACGCUCAGGUAGAUGAUGAGAGUAGGAUACGGACCCUUAUGUGGACGAAUGGGCGUAGCAAAACACAGUACCAUCACUUCGGUGACGUUAUCACCUUCGACACGACAUACAAAACAAACCUGUAUGAUAUGCCAUUUGGUCUGUUUGUGGGGGUGAAUAAUCAUUUUCAGAGUGUGCUUUAUGCGAGACGAGACCGAGGAUACAUUCAAAUGGAUUUUUGACGAGUUCGUGAAGAUGAUGGGUGGUAAAAAACCAAUUACUAUUCUAACAGAUCAAGCUAGAGCCAUGGAAAAGGCAAUCGAGGAGGUGUAUCCUGAAUACACGCAUCGGUGGUGCAAAUGGCACGUGCUGAAGAAGGCCAAAGAAAACCUGGGUGCUCAUUACACCAAGAAGUCAGAUUUCAGGGCUGAAUUCCACAAGCUUGUGCAUGAGAUGCUGACUAUUGAUGAAUUCGAGGACGGCUGGGCAGCAUUGCUUGACAAAUAUUCAUUGGAAACAAAUCCAUAUCUCAUGCAGAUCUACGAGACUAGGCAGAAGUGGGCAAAACCUUACUUUUCCGGGAAAUUCUAUGCUCGCCAAACCAGCACUGGCAGGAGUGAGAGUGCAAACCAUAUGCUGAAGCAGUAUGUCCCCCCGUCAUGCUCAAUGAAUCUAUUUGUCAAGCAAUACAACAAGCUCCAGUUCGACCGAGAAUAGGAGGAAGGAUU
Molecule: messenger RNA, 1518 nt
Organism: Triticum dicoccoides
Lineage: Eukaryota; Viridiplantae; Streptophyta; Magnoliopsida; Poales; Poaceae
Product: protein FAR1-RELATED SEQUENCE 3-like
Exons: 6
Coding region: 1-1032 (343 amino acids)
Source: RefSeq, a predicted model, not a curated record